CUUCACCCGCUCACCGUGAGAGCGCCUAGCGAAGCGAGGGUUUCGUGGUUGAGCGAGCGAGCGAGCGCGAUGGCGGCGGAGAAGGGGGAGAAGGGAGCGGCGGCGAAGGAGGUGGCCGGCGAAAGGAUGGUCACCCUGGAGAGCUCGGACGGGGAGGAGUUCCACAUGUCGGAGGCGGCGGCGCAGCUUUCGACGCUUCUCAGACACGUGAUCGAAGGCGGCGGCACCGACAACGGCAUCCCGCUCCCCAAAGUCGCCGCAAGGACCCUGGAGAAGGUGAUCAUGUACUGCGAAAAGCACGCCAAGGCUGCCGCCAAGUCCGACUCCGACCCCAGCGCUGCGGCCGGCAGCAGCAGCGACAACACCGCCGACGCGUCGGAGGACCUGGGGAAGUGGGACCGCAAGCUCGUCAACGGCCUCAGCCAGGACGACCUCUUCGACCUCAUCGUGGCCGCCGACUACCUCGUCAUUGACGGGCUCCUCGACGCUACCUGCCGCAAGGUCGCCGACAUGAUGAAGGGCAAGACCCCUGACGAGAUCCGCAAGACCUUCAACAUCCUGAAUGACUUCACCAAGGAGGAGGAGGAGGAGAUGCGCCGGGAGUACGCCUGGGCCUUCGACGACUAGGAGCCUUCGAACUCAAAGCCACUGCUGCGCCAACAUCGAUCUCACUGGAUCUGCCGGCCUAGCGGUUUCGAUCUACUGCCUCCAUUCUUAUGACGUCCAUCGUAGUGGUUGCUUCUUAGCUGUCACGGAUUAAUAGGUUCAGAUCAACUCGGUCUAUACACACUUGCAUUGCGUAGGUAGCCUUUUCAGUUUGUCCUGUCGAAGAAGAAGAGAGCCGAAUGUGUGGUGGAAACUUUGAACUGCUUGCUUGAAGUGAAUGUCAUACUCUGAUAAUCGCCUGUCAUUUCUGAUCAAGCACAUGAUUUGCUCUGUCUCUGUAUCAUGUGUUCUAGUUAUACUAUCCUUGAUCGAUUGUGUUCUAGCUAGUACUGUUGCUCUGCUCGCACGAAGUGAUUAUUGUGUUUCCCGAAAUGCAUGUCAUGUCUUGCUUAGUACCAUGCAAUUGGUGGUAGUGUGAUUGCUCAAUCUCUGCAAAUCUGCUUGUACGAAGUU
Molecule: messenger RNA, 1119 nt
Organism: Phragmites australis (common reed)
Lineage: Eukaryota; Viridiplantae; Streptophyta; Magnoliopsida; Poales; Poaceae
Product: SKP1-like protein 1B
Exons: 1
Biological process (GO): SCF-dependent proteasomal ubiquitin-dependent protein catabolic process
Cellular component (GO): nucleus; cytoplasm
Molecular function (GO): cullin family protein binding
Source: RefSeq, a predicted model, not a curated record